Drosophila arizonae is the source of this 2624-nucleotide messenger RNA. RefSeq names its product gamma-aminobutyric acid type A receptor subunit Grd (gene Grd). Gene Ontology annotation, biological process: monoatomic ion transmembrane transport. The record is from RefSeq and is a predicted model, not a curated record. Gene Ontology annotation, cellular component: membrane. Gene Ontology annotation, molecular function: transmembrane signaling receptor activity; extracellular ligand-gated monoatomic ion channel activity. Lineage: Eukaryota; Metazoa; Arthropoda; Insecta; Diptera; Drosophilidae.
CAAAUCUCUGCAAUAUGUGUGCAAGAAAAGCAACUACAACAACAACAACAUCAACUAGAACAACAACAACAACAACAAAAACAACAUCCGGCCAUGCAUCGGCUGACCUCAUCGACGACAGCGGCUACUGUGGCAGCAGCAGCAGUCGUUCGUCCUGGCUGGCGCAAGGACAACGUUUAAACUUGCGCAUAUUUAAACUUUUGAUUAGCUGCUCUGCCCUAAUGUGCUGCAUUUAUACAAAUGCCUGGCAAUUGUCCAUGCUGGGCCAACUGGGCACCGGGGUCAUGGCCGGCAGCAUCAAGGGACGGGGCGAAACGCAUCGCCUCGAUGAGAUUGGUGCCGGCUCCUUGACGCGCUCCUGGCUAACCCAGAGCAACAAUCAUGCCAACAUCUCUGAAUUGCUGGACAAUUUGCUGCGUGGCUAUGAUAAUAGCAUUCGACCGGAUUUCGGUGGUCCACCAGCUACCAUUGAAGUGGACAUAAUGGUGCGCAGCAUGGGCCCAAUCUCAGAAGUGGAUAUGACGUACUCGAUGGACUGUUACUUUCGACAAUCCUGGGUGGAUAAACGACUCGCCUUCGAGGGUGCCCAGGACACGCUGGCGCUGUCAGUGUCAAUGCUGGCGCGCAUCUGGAAGCCGGAUACGUAUUUUUACAAUGGCAAACAGAGCUAUUUGCACACGAUAACCACGCCGAACAAGUUUGUGCGCAUCUAUCAGAAUGGCCGUGUCCUCUACUCCAGUCGUCUGACAAUUAAGGCAGGCUGUCCCAUGAAUCUAGCGGAUUUUCCCAUGGACAUACAGAAAUGUCCGCUCAAGUUUGGCUCAUUUGGCUAUACCACGUCGGAUGUCAUUUAUCGCUGGAACAAAGAGCGUCCGGCAGUUGCCAUUGCGGAGGACAUGAAAUUGUCCCAAUUCGAUUUGGUCGAUUGUCCGGCGGGUAAUUUGACGGACAUUGUUUACAAGGCAGCGGCACCGAUGCCGCAGAGCUACAAUAACAAGGACACGCUGUCAACCAAACAGCCACCCAGCAGCAGCAGCACCACCAACACCCUCACCCACACCCACAGCAACAGCAACAGCAACAACAACAAAGUGUUGACAACUUUCGCUGGGCCGGGAGCCAAAAAUCAACAUGUCCGCGGCACGGGCUUGAAGCUAGACAAAGGCGCAUUUGGCUCGGGUCGCGGCAUUGCCGGCGGCGGGGGUCUUGUCACUAAUCUGGCCGGGAGCAUCAGCCUGGAAACCCAUCAUCCAUCGGAGUACUCCAUGCUGAUGGUGAACUUCCAUCUGCAGCGGCACAUGGGCAACUUCCUGAUCCAGGUCUAUGGGCCGUGCUGCCUGCUCGUGGUGCUCAGCUGGGUCUCCUUCUGGCUGAAUCGUGAGGCGACGGCGGAUCGCGUUUCGCUGGGCAUUACCACGGUGCUGACGAUGACGUUCCUGGGCCUGGAGGCGCGCACGGAUUUGCCCAAGGUGUCGUAUCCCACCGCUUUGGAUUUCUUUGUGUUCCUCUCGUUCGGAUUCAUCUUUGCCACCAUCCUGCAGUUCGCAGUGGUGCAUUACUUUACCAAAUACGGGUCGGGCGAGUGCUACUUCAUCAUCGAGGAGCUGGACACGGAUUCGGUAGAGUCCGAAACGGACAUGGACGCCAGUGGCCAGUCGGAUUUUCGCGGCAGCAGCGAGUCCAAGAUCUACGAGGUCAUACCGCUCUCCAUGUGCGCCAUCAGCAUGCCAGCGUCGGGCGGCAGUCGGCUCGGCAUGCUGCACUCCAGACGCACCACGCGCAACCGCCGCCACGGCCUGGGACGCUUCAGCCUGUGGCGCUGCCUGGAAUGGCUCGGCUGCCGGCGGCGGCAGCGACGUCCGCCGCGCAAAGCCACCUGCUCCGACGAGGAGGAGGAGGACGACGAACAGACUCAACUGCGUGCCGAUGAGGCGCCCUGCACCUCGGCAGCAGCUGCAGCCGCCGCAGCCGCUGCAUCCUCGGCUGGCCAAAGCUCGCCGCCCCAUGUGGGCCGGCGUCGCAUGUCCUUCUACAGGCGCGAGGAGAUGGAGGCGAGGCGCAAGGGCAAACGCACGCCCCAAUACAAUUCGGUGUCGAAAAUCGAUCGCGCCUCCCGGAUCGUAUUCCCAUUGCUGUUCUUCCUGAUCAAUGUGUUCUACUGGUAUGGCUACCUGUCGCGCAGCUCACGCAUCUUGGCCAACACGCAGACGAGCACCUGAUGUUACCUUUUAGCAAUUUAGACACAGUCCUCAAAAGAAAUCAGCGUUCCACAGAGGCAGCGGAGGAUCUAGAGCAGGGGCAAUGGCAAGGAUGUUUAUCAAGUAUACAUAUACAUUGAAUAUAUGAUCUAUGUGUGGGAAUUUCGGCUUCAGUUAUUUGCUCUUAACCUGAUUUGCUACCAACUACUAUGAACGCUUUACACGAUUUCUUUUCGCGCUAAAUUGCUAAAUAUUUCAAUGCAAAACUUACAUAUCACAGGACUACAAUUUGUAAAUAUAUAUACAUCGGGCAUAUGCCAUAUAGAUCAUAUGUGUAUAUGCCAUGUGUAUGUAUAGCUCGAGUGUCAAUAUUAUUUGUACAGUUAGCCUAUAAGUUGCCAGUUCUUGGAGCUUUUAAAUGCUUAG